This is a messenger RNA of Hemicordylus capensis (graceful crag lizard), 8076 nucleotides long. RefSeq names its product solute carrier family 29 member 3 (gene SLC29A3). The record is from RefSeq and is a predicted model, not a curated record. Gene Ontology annotation, cellular component: Golgi apparatus; plasma membrane. Lineage: Eukaryota; Metazoa; Chordata; Lepidosauria; Squamata; Cordylidae. The coding region runs from base 303 to 1847 and encodes 514 amino acids. Gene Ontology annotation, biological process: nucleoside transmembrane transport. Gene Ontology annotation, molecular function: nucleoside transmembrane transporter activity. The transcript has 6 exons.
CUGAGCAGAAGCUUGGACGAGAAUAUAAAAGGCAGAGGAAGGCCGGAACAUGAUCCACUGGAUCAGAGAGAGUGUUUAAGAGCAGGAGCUCCGUUUUCGGCAAAGAGGGGAGCGAGCCCAGAGUAUCGGUGUGAUUCUGGUGGGAGACAGAGUUGCGUGUCAGCGCCGCCGCCAAAGAACCUCCUCCUUCCUCCUGCGGCCCCGCCUGACUCCAGGAAAGCAAAGCGGAGGCGCGGCUUGGGGAGCGCCGGUGGAGCCAGUGUGUGGCACAGGCCCAGUUGUGAGCCGGGGGCUCAGAGUGGAUGGGGAGGCGAGGAGGGCCGGCGACAGUAAGUGGCUUCUCCGCCUCGCUUUCCUCUCCCCCUUGCCUGCGAACCUUUCGCCUUCGACUUGCAAGGGUGGCUGCUGAUUUGAAGAACGAAGAAGACUACCACCACAGUGCUGACUCCUUUUUCAAUUCAACAAACAACACUAUCCAAGAAGAGAAGCCAUUAUUUGAGGAGUCGGCAAGAAGCAGAUAUGGUUUGUACAAGCCUGAAGAUCACUUAAAUGGCGCCUAUAUUAUUUUCUUCCUCCUGGGGACUGGCUCUCUCUUGCCUUUCAACUUCAUUGUGACUGCAAAGCAUUACUGGAUAUAUAAACUUCAGAAUUGCUCAGAACAGCCUCCUCCAGCAGAGCAGGGAGCCUCCGAUAUCCGUGACUUCUUUGAAAGCUACAUUUCCGUGGCUUCCACUGUGCCUUCUCUCCUCUGCUUGAUUGGGAACUUCCUCCUAGUCAACAAGAUCUCUGCCAGGGUGCGCAUUCUCUCUGCCUUAGUCGUCAUGUUGGCUGUCUUCAUGGUGCUCACAGUGCUGGUGAAAGUGGACACCUCUUCUUGGACUUCAUGGUUUUUUGUAAUCACCAUAAUUUGUGUGGUCGUCAUCAGCUGUGCUGCCACAAUCUUCAGCAGCAGCAUCUUCGGCCUGACAGGAUGUUUCCCCAUGCGGAAUUCCCAAGCAUUGAUUUCAGGUCAGGCCAUGGGAGGAACAGUGAGUGCCGUAGCAUCGGUGGUAGAUCUGGCAGCAGCAUCCAAUGUUACAGACAGUGCACUGGCCUACUUCCUGACGGCAGACAUCUUCAUCAUUCUGUGUAUUGGGAUGUACCUGAUCCUUCCCAAGUUGGAGUACUCCAGGUACUAUAUGAGACACCAACAGGGCAGCACACAGCCACCAUCCACCUUGCCUAAUGAUUACUUGGAGGGAGAGGAUGUUGUAACGGACAACACCAGCCUUUCCCCACAAAGCAGAGAGCCUGCAGCAAGCAUCCCUCCCUUGCGGCUCAUCCUAAAGACGACCAGUACAUUGGGCUUCUGUGUCUUCUACACAUAUUUCAUUUCUGUCAUCAUUUUCCCUGCAGUCUCAUCCAGCAUAGAAUCUGUCAACAAGGACUCUAAGAGUCUGUGGACGAAUAAGUACUUUACGCCCCUGACUAGUUUCCUCCUGUACAAUUUUGCUGACUGGUGUGGUCGACAGAUCACUGUCUGGAUCCAGGUUCCUGGGCCAAAGAGCAAGCUGCUGCCUGCCAUGGUUCUCUUGAGAACAUUUCUUGUCCCAGUCUUCAUGCUCUGCAACUAUCAGCCUCGAAUGCACAUCAUGAGGGUGGCCUUUGCCCAUGAUGUCUAUCCAGCGGUCUUCAACGUAUUCCUAGGAUUCAGCAAUGGCUACCUGAAUACAUUAUCCAUGAUAUAUGGCCCCAAGGUCACAUCUAAAGAACUGUCAGAGGCAGCCGGGGUGGUGAUGAUGAUGUUCUUGCAGUGGGGGUUGGCUUUGGGAUCAGCCUUCUCAGUUCUUGUGGUCCAUCUCAUAUAGAAGGGAUGAGGUACAUGUUACUGUCGGGUUAACAAGGGAAGGAGGAAAUCAAAGACUCAACGGAUGCAAGCCCAGGGGUUCCAAAAUCUGUGAUUCAAGACCUUUCUAAGGAACUCUGACUGCAACUGGGAUCUCUGUAAUUGCAUCAAGAUAAAUCUGAUGACUCUUGAUUUCCUUCAGAGUAGUUGAUAUUGCCUGGUCCUAUUUGAUUACAACUGUAGUCCCAUUAACAUGGAAGUGUUGAAGUCUGAGCUUAAUCAGUACCAGGACAUUUUCAAAAGGGCAGAAUGAAGAAGUGCCAAAAAGCAACUAUUUUCUUUAGGUGCAGAUCUGUACUCUCUUGACUACAGUGAAAUGGGGAAAGGAAAUGCAUCACAAAGUAGAGGGGCCAAAUUCAUAACUUUAUGGUGCAUUGUUGAUGCUCUCCCUUCCUUCUAGGUAGUGGGGUUCCAUCUUUAAUUGUGUUCCCAGUUGUAAUAUAUUGACUCUUGCUUACUUCUAUUAUUUAUAUGCUACAUUUCAAUGAACAAUUCUCAAAGCAGUGUACAGAGAAAAAGUAUAAUAAGAUGGUUCCCUAAGAGGAGAGCUGGUCUUGUGGUAGCAAGCACGACUUGUCCCCAUAGCUAAGCAGGGUCUGCCCUGGUUGCAUAUGAAUGGGAGACUUGAUGUGUGAGCACUGCAAGAUAUUCCCCUCGGGGAUGAAGCCGCUCUGGGAAGAGCAGAAGGUUUCAAGUUCCCUCCCUGGCUUCUCCAAGAUAGGGCUGAGAGAGACUCCUGCCUGCAACCUUGGAGAAGCCGCUGCCAGUCUGUGAAGACAAUACUGAGCUAGAUAGACCAAUGGUCUGACUCAGUAUAUGGCAGUUUCCUAUGUUCCUAUUCCCCAAAGCCUAAACACAUGCAUGCACAGUAGACACCAGCAACAGCCACUACAGGCGGUGCAGUGCUGGGGUUGAAUAGGGUCAGUUGCUUUCCCCCAGAUCAGUAACAGAAUCACCACUUUUAAAAAGUGCCCCUUUUGUUCAGUUAGCAGGGGCAAAUAUAGUAGUACACUUCCUGUCUGAAGCCUGCAUUUGAGGAGAUUUCUGUUUUGGUACAUGUCUUUCCUCACAGGGUUUAUGGGGAAGAGAGAUGUUUAUGUUUUGCUAGGGACACUUAAUUUUUGGUCAAAUUUAGGGUUGAUCAUUUGAAAAGGUGGGGGAGGGGGGAAUCAUAAAAUUGUGUGUUCAUUGUUCUGCAACUCCAUGUUCCAGGUCAGGAUCCUCAAUGAGGUUAAGUGCCCUGUGGUGUUGCAAGCCCCCACCCAUUCAUAAUAUUGUUUAAAAUUGCAGUGUUUACCAAUAAGGAUACUGAGGUAUGGGCUAUGCCUAUUCCAUUGCAUGGGAAAACGAAAGCCCUGUGCACUUAUGGUGCUAGGGGUCAACGAGACCCCUCAAAAUGCUGUUGUUAUACUGUAAUUGUUCUUUUAUUCUGCUUGGACCAGAAUCUGUACCUUCUGUGGCCUUUGGAAAAGGAGCACACACCAGAUCUCUUCUAGAUCAUGUUUUUAAAGAAAAAAAUCAAACGCUGGAGGGAAAAAUACCCCUCAAGGCAAAUGUCAAGAUUAGUGUGGGAUUCCAUUAUUGCUGGUGCUAUGGGGAGGAAAAAUGAAUGACAUUGAAUAGGAGAAUGCCCGAUGAGGGCAGCAUUAGCCAUUACAAAGGAAAAGGAGGGUGUUUUCAUCUCCAGGCAAAAGUAGGGAGAAUCUGGAUGCAGAAGAUGCUCAACUUCUUACCCAUGCACCCCCAGGCCGUUGUUAAUGCCUGUCAUCACCCAACUGGAAAGGAGCCUUUUUGGCAGAAAGAACUGUGGAACCUUUGCUGGGGAGAAUCUGUGGGCAGGACCAGGGCUGAGUAUCCCUCCCUCCGAUCCUUCCCAGCAAGUGUUUGCUCUAGCAUUUGCGUUCUUGGCACACAUGGGUUUAGGAAUAUGGCUGAGAUAAUGUGUGUUUUCACCCUAAGUGUACAGCCAUGUUUGCCCAGGCACACUCCUCAAUUAGGCAAGCAUUUUUGUAUAUGUAAGGCAUUGGCACACAGGUAUUGGAGAGGAAAUAUCUGGACACAGGAGUUUUGUCAGCAGAGUGAAUGACAAAGUGACCCAUGACUUCUAAUAAUCACACAACAAGGUCUCACUAUGUGCCCCUUCUUAUCUGAUAGCAUCCUUUUCCUGUGACUAAAAUAUCAGUAACAGACUGAUUAAAUGGCAUCUUUUAAUCCUGUUUAAUCUGUACUUUUGGAAUUAUGGGCUGCAUCAAUAGUGUGUAAUUUUUCUAAAUUGAUGCAUAUUGAUAUUGAGUGUGUUUGCAUUCCCCAAGCUCCCAUAUGAAGAUCUAAAAAGAAAUAUAAGACAUUACUGGAGCUGAUAACGCUUGUGCUUUAUUCAGCUAAGGGACUGAAGAAAGAGACUUGCUGAAAUCCAUGGUAAUGUUUGCACAAAACUGGUAUAUUGCUCAAGGUGGGCAUUAUGGAAUCGAAUGGACUGGUUAUUGCAGGUCAUGUUCAUUUUAAUCAUGAUGUAAAAAAAAUAAUCUUAUGUUUAAUUCUGAUGCACUGAUAGAAAAAAACACAAAACUAAUGUAAUCAAUUUGUAUAUCAAUCAAAGUGGGGUGUCUUGGAGGUGAUUUCAUACCUUAGAAGGCUUUAAUAUUUAAAGUACAUAAAAAUAUUUAAAGUACAUAAAAUAGUUCUGACUUUAACUUGAGUUAUAUGUUUUUUCCUCUUGUAAACAGGAUUUAUUUGCAUGCAGAAGUAUAACUUUUUAAAAACUUGUUAUACUGUACAUCUGGUGGACGCGUUAAGCAUAGAAAACAUUUGCUUUGGGCUUUGCUGUUCUAGAUCUGCUUCACACAAGAUAAUCUCCUACGUGCAUAAAAUUUUCAGGUUGAAAAAACUUUGUGCAUAAUGUAUGUGCAAUGGCCCAUGUGAGAGAUGCACAAAUAUUUGUUGUACAUAUAUACGUGGGGAGUGAAGAUGUGUGUGCCUGUCAUAUGUGAUGGUGUAUGUUACAUGCCCAUAUAGGAAACUAUAUGGUGUGAACCAAAUGGAAGAGUGAAGAUGACAACAGUGGGCACGUGUACUUAAAUUUUAGGACAUUUAUUGCAGAGGCAAAAGCUAAACUGAAUCCUGUCCAUUCUCUUUCUGGUGAGAACUCAGAGAUAAAGCACUUGGUGCAAUCCACUGAGAUUUUCUGUAAUGUAGGUCCCAUAGAAAUGCAUUCAACUUGCACAAGUCAUGCAGGAGAGAUUCCAGGGGGUUGUGCCAUUGGGAUGUUGGGUGCUGCACUUUUGUGGGAUGCUACUUGCACUGUUAAGGUGGCUUAUGCAGUCUGCUCUGUGUUGUGGCUGUGGGCCUGGAUUAAGAGAUGACUUGAAGACCCAAACCUCUGUGUCUCAGUAUUUAACACUUGACAGAAUGCUAAUUGGAAAAUAAUCUGAUCCUGUUGCCAAAGACUGAUCCUGUUGCGUAUCAUGUGUAGGAACACUGGCUGCUUGUAGUGUGGUUGUGAACAGAAAGAUCUUUUAAAAUCCAGAUCUCUUUGCUUUCUGUUUUUAUUAUUGGAUCUAAAGAAGAGAACAGAGCUAGUGGAUAGUAAACUGACAUGAUUGACAUCUCAGCAGUAACUGGGAAUAGAGUGCCCUAAGUGUGCGUUUGCUAUUUAGCUUGGGAUCACUAGUAAUGCGUACCAAGUAUAGCUUUAUAGGUAAUUUAGGAAUAAAAAUGAAACCCAGACGUGAGUAGAAAAUUUACUAGGCAUGUGAUGGAGGAGAAGCAGCUUUAUGGUUUGUGAUAUGCCAUUGUGUAAACUCUGGAAAUCGUAAGUGAAUACUUGUUCCAUUAGGAAAUCCUUCGGUCUUUGCUGCAUGGAUUUAUGACCUAGGCUGACUGGCUUUGAUUAGUCUCACACUUCCUAUUUGCUUUUCCAUUUGGAAAACAGCACAGAUAAAAGGUUUGGAAGCGCCCUAUGCUCAUCCGUUUUGGAAUGAGUUGUGUGUGUAUAUAAAUGAGCCCAAAGUGUAUUUCAGGCUGUAUUUUCUGCAGAAUAUCCGCCGCCCCCCGCCCCCCCCCCCCCACAUUUUUGGUGCAGCUGAAAUGUAAUACUAAACCAUACUUUAAUCUCUGAAAAGCAUAGUUAGGUCUGAUUUGACAAAUGAACGUGGCAUCUUCAGAAAUUCAGCUGUUCAAGUUCUUAAAUAGAGGUACUGUAACUGUGCCUCUUGUGGUGCUAUGGUAGAGAAGUCCUUCCACAAAAGCUAUGAGCAAAGCUAUGAGCUAUGAGGGUCAUUUUUAAACCUUUUUUUACACAUGUCAGCAUGUACCUCUGCUGUUGUUCAUUUGUGACCUCAAAGAAGCAAAAUGCUUAACUUCUGUUAGGCUUCUGUUCCUGGUGGCAAUCCUUAUUCAUUACAGGUGAGCGACACCUGCUCAGCAUUCUACUUGACUCUACUUUGAAAAGUCAAAAAGCACUUGUCCCUUUUAAUAUUUUAAUUGAGACCUGUGAAUGAGGAAGAUGCUGGCAGCUAUUUGUUAUCUUGAAAACAGGGUUUUGUUGACUCUUCUCCUUAACUACACUGCAGAUAAUUGCUCAUUUUGUCAUCUGUGACAAAUGAGGAGUGCUACCAGGCAUGGAAGCUUGACCAAAGUUGAGCAUUUUGUUUCUUUUCAGCCGUGGAUGUAGAUAGGUGGGCUAGUUCAAAAGUCAAAAUAGAUAUAUAACAGACAUUAGGAAAUGGAGACAAUAGACACUUUUCCAAUAGUCAAGACUAGGUGAAUGCUUAGUUGGCAUGCCGCUCUCUGUGGUUGCAUAGAAAUUGAAUCUUAUUUGAGCACACUGUUCUGGAGGCACACUCAUAGAGGCUUACGCAAAUUUCAGGACUGAGCUCUGGAAAAACCAAUUCUGCAAGUGCAGCAGAAGCUAGCUAUGCAGGGCACUAGCCAGCCAGCUCAGUGUCCUUCAUUGCAAGGCCCAUAAGCCAGUGACAGAUCCCCUCAACCCCUAUGACAGUUCCCUGACUAAUUGUUGGUUAGGCCUGUGCUGAGCUUUGGCCAAAGCCAAAUACUCUUCAUAGCUCUACACACACACACACACAUGCGCGCCGUGGGUACCACACAAAGGCAACCAUUCCCACUUUGUAGGCUGUGAUCUGUCUACUGCCAGUGGGACCCCUUUAAGGGAAACAGAGCCCUGGCACCAUCUUGGAAGGUGUUAAUAGAGCACUGGGUAGUGUAGUCCUUCCCAGCACUUUCCCCAUAGAGCUCAGUGGGGAAGGACUCCACUUCUAAGUGCUCCAUGUGUACCUUCCAAGAUGGCACUGGGGCUCAACAAGGCUCUGCUUCUCUGAAAGGGACCCUCACAGCACUGCAUGGAGGAUCAGCACAUGGGAAAUGACUCUCACCUUGAAGGUUGCCAGAGUGGCCCUCACUUGAAAAAUAGUGAAGCUCACUGGACUAGCUACUGCUUAUGUACCACCUCUCUCCCUGCCUCCCUAGAGCACUUCUGCAACUUUUUUUAAGUGAUUGUUUUUAAUUUUUAAAAAGGCAAUAUAUGCAUUUUUAAUUGAAUAGGAUUAAAUGUGGUUUUUGUUUUGCCUUUUUAAAAAGGCAAGAUAGUUUGAUGUGUAAGGGAAGGGAGCAAGGCUGUCAACUGAAUUAAUGUGUGAAUUGCUGGUAAGUGUCUGUCAAUUACAUUGGCUUUCUCCCACAUUUGCAAACUUGCCCCAAAGGAACAAAGUCGUUUAAUAUUCUGUUUGUACAUAGGCCAGAAUUUGCCUGCCUGAAUUUGAAAGUAUUCCGUGGGUUCAGCCACAGUACUUGUUGCAAGUGACAGACAAACCAAAUAUGCACACCCACAAGCCCAAUGGGGCUAUGCCAGUCUUUUCCCUAGCCCAUUAGAGCAGCAAUGAUCUGUGGGGACAUCAGAGUGUCAGUAGUGUGUAACCAAUCAUAUUGUGCCAUAUCUGUGCACCAAGCACUACCUCUUCCUGUUGACUUCUGUGAUAAAGCUGAUGUUUGGAAUAUCCUAGACGUUUUUAUUGCCAGAUCCUUGUAAGUCUUCUAUUUUGUUGAAAUCUAGCUUUCUUAUUGUAACAGGUUUUGCUCCACAAUGGACUCUGGUAAAUUGUUCACCAAUCAAAUUAAUUGUAGCUUUUUGAAACACAAACUUGUCCAGCAUCACUAAUAAAAAGUUUUUAUAAAUA